Molecule: messenger RNA, 2694 nt
Organism: Drosophila eugracilis
Lineage: Eukaryota; Metazoa; Arthropoda; Insecta; Diptera; Drosophilidae
Gene: dpr18
Exons: 8
Coding region: 503-2068 (521 amino acids)
Biological process (GO): synapse organization
Cellular component (GO): neuron projection membrane
Source: RefSeq, a predicted model, not a curated record
UAAGCGAUACCUACGUACUCGCCGGAUAGAGCGCAUGAAUAAAACGCACCCAUCUGCGUAUUUCUUGGCAUCUCUUAUGCCGAAUAAAUCAAAUAAAUUCUUAUUUUUUUUUGGUUCGUGUUAAAGUGUGUUGAUACGACAGAAAAAAAAGCGACAAGAACAUAUUUAAAUGCCUGGAUAAAGUACAAUAUUUUUUUAAUAUAUUUUUUUUUAAAUGCAAACUUAAUGCAAAAGUGACAGUGUUUCGGCUCAAAUGUGUUUCUGUGCCAAUAAAGCAAGUGAUUUUCUAUUACCAACAGUUUCGACUUCAUUUCUUGAGUGUAGGCAACAAAAUAAAAAGCAGCAGCAAAUGUAAUUUAAAUGGUAAAGAAAAAAGGGAAAGAUAUACUCAAUCAUCGAUAAAAUUCAGUGCCAGAACGCAGCUGAGUUUUUUCGGAACUAAGAUGAAGGUUACUGAUUUCUCUCGAGAACAUUCCGUAAGUCACGUCGCCCCGUGCAAAGGAUGAGGCUUCCAAAAGGAUAUAGGACAUCAUCACCAGCAUCGAACGCUGCCCAGACGUUGCCACUAUCCUACAAUUCACAAACUAGUCUGAGCCUCCUUCGGUUGCUCGCAAUUGUCUUGGUAAUUGGAUCGCAAGUUCAUGUUCUAUGCACGGCAUCCGUCGAAGCAAAAACCACCUCGGCAAGUACACAGCACAGAGACGGCGAAAAUCGUACUUUCCUUUUUGAUGACUAUAAUAAAACUAAAACGACAUUAUCAACCGCUGAUUACUUGUCAGCAACAAGGACGACCCCUUACGCACAUUCACCGCAGGUCCACGACCAAGAGCAGUCUGAAAUGCCUGUUGAGGCGUCGAGCUCAUCAUCUUAUAGCGCCGCCAUUCCAACGAAAAUGAGCAGGGAUAAAAUGACCAUGGAGACAUCGGGCAGCAUGGAGAUUAGCAGUAAUAGCCUUCCAAUCAAAAAUUUAGGUACAACUGAUCAGCUAACGACGGUGACAAUGCCAACAACGGCAUUCGCUUCAAUGAAAAUCGAUAAAAGUACCAUGAAACAGCCAAUUGAUUCAACGCGAACGAGAAAUCAUUGGACAGCAAGUGGAUUUGCCCGUGUUACAGAGCGACCCCGGAGCAAACACCACCACGAGCACCAUUGGGGACCCUUUUUUGAGGAGCCCAUCAACUCGGCAACUUCGGGCGACAAUCUCGUAUCCGCCGUUCAUCUGUUUACGGAAGCGGUCCUCAAUUGCCGUGUCGGUAUGCUCAAGGACAAAACUGUCAUGUGGGUAAGGCGAACAGCGGAGAAGGUAUCACUUCUGACCGUUGGUAAUGUAACCUACAGUGGAGACCCUCGGAUUCGAGUGAAGUUCCAGUACCCUAACAAUUGGCGGUUACUUAUCAAUCCAACUCAGUCUGAUGAUGCCGGAGUGUACAUGUGCCAGGUUUCCACCCAUCCACCUAGAGUAUUCACCACAAACCUUACUAUAUUGGAACCCCCUUUAAGGAUAAUUGAUGAACAUGAAAGGGAUGUCGGGGAUCGUUAUUAUAAGUCAGGAAGCACCGUCGAUCUACAAUGCCAAAUAUCACGUAGCUUUUUCCAAAAGGAACGUCAAACCAUUCUAAAAUCAACUGAUUCUGCAAAUGAUUCUGUUCAAAAACUAUUUAAUGAAACGUCUAGUGAGCUUAAUUUAAUCGGUAACUCAAGUCAGACGAAACAAAAAUUCUCUGGCCAAGAUCUGGAGAAAUACUUUACCAAGUUUAUUACUUGGGCAAAAGAUGAAGAACCACUCCAGGGAAUGACCAAUAAACGUUUAAGUGUUUCUGACGUAUGGCUAACUAGUCGUAUUUCUAUUGGUGACGCCAAACUAUCCGAUAGUGGAAACUAUUCCUGUUCUCUUGGCAGACUGUUUACUGUAAUUGUCCAGGUUCAAGUGCUCACAGGGGAACUACCAGCGGCUGUCCAGCAUAAUAUAGCAUCAAGGACCGAAAUCUGUUCCCUGGCACUAAUAGGUCUUCUACUUGAAAUCAUUUUCCUCUUGACUUGCCUGAAAACUGAGAGUCGAAAAUUCUGAGGCAUUAAUCUGUAAACUCAAGCCACUCGAUUUUCACAAAACAAUUAACCAAUAAUAUUAAGAAUAAACGAGAUUGGCUGGUUCUAAACAAAGGUUUUAGUUUUAAAGUUGAGAAUCAGAAGGUGAUUUCCCUUACAUAUUUAUGUUAUAGUGCCUACGGUGUAAUAAGACUUAAAAUUAUUUUGACAAAUAUUCUUAAAAAUUGAUUUAAAAUGGAUUAAAAAAACACAACUAGGAAAAAACCAAUGGUUUAAAAAAUAUCGUCGAACUUUUUCCUAGUUAAUUUAGUAUUGAUGUUGAAAUGUCGCACAGAUGUUAUGAUACCUCUUAAAGAGUUAAGAAACUGGCGAGGAUCGCAAUUAAAGUCUCGAAAAUAUGUAAUUUACCUUUCAACGACGAUUUAAAACUGAUGGAUUAGUAUAUGUUUUAAUAACUUUUGCUAGCAAAUCAAAUGUAUGAUACGUUACUUUUAGUUUUUACCACUAAUUCACAGGAUAACAAUAUAUAAAAACAAAAAACGAAAACGAUCUGAUUAAAACCUUAUGCGGUAUACUACUUUUUCAUCACCUAUUUUAAUGUUUAUAUUUCUGGGUGAUUUCGGAUUAAUACUUGGGGAAUUCCACUAU